AUCAGUCUCCCUGCUGCUGCAUGAAUUGGUCAUUUCUUUCUUGCUAGUGUUUGUGUUUGUCAUUGCAAAAUCCGUAUGCCCAUCUUUACUGACCUCCUCCUCCUCGUUGCUUAAACCGCACAACCACCAAAAUGCGGUCUCUCAUCACCAAGCUCAUCCUGAUUGCCUCCUUCUCUUGUGGACGUCUCUUGGUAAACGCCCAAUCCACCGAUGAUGGGGGCUAUAUUGGCUACUCCCUCACCCAACGCGGCGACAACGACGACGUCCUCUACGAAACCGCAAACACCAACGCUAACGUCUCGACGCUCGACCCCGAGCCUGACGUCUACCUGAACGCCACCGUGCACGUAGGCGAGAUCGACAUAACCGUCUCGAACCUCACCGCCAAAAUAAACCUCGACGCGCAAGUCCUCUCGCUCCUCAAACUCAACGCCGGCGUAAUCGCCCACAUCGACCGCGUCUUCCUGCAAAUCCAAAACGUCUCCGCAAAAGUCUCGCUCGAAGCCCGCCUCGGCAACCUCGUGCUCAUGAUCAACGACAUCCUCUCGUCGCUGGACCUGAACCCCAUCCUCGCUACCGUUGGGAACGACGUGGGGAGUAUCGUGAACACGACGGUUGGAGGGCUGACGACACCCUCGAAUACGCUGAAGGAGAGGAGUUAUAACCUAGAGCAUAAUAUACUGUAUGCGGUCAAUGAUUAUAGCGGGCAUACACACACGAACCGCGUGCUGGCGCAGAAUGGGGAUAUUGUGACGGAGUCGUUGGAUGAUAAUGGAGAGUUGAGUCGGGUGACGGUUACGGGGCAUUAUUUAAGCGAUAUGACGUUCAAUGGGUAUAAUGAGAGUACGACUGCGGAUGGGAAGGCGGCGAGGAGGUUGGAGUAUGUGUAUGUUCCGUUUAAUGGGCUUAGUGUCGUGAGCGAGGUGUUUGUGGAUGAGUCGGGGGCAGUGCUGCGCACGCAAGUUCUGAGUGAGGCGAGUGGGGGAGGGAGUAGCUCGAUAGGAGGCCAGGAAUAAUGAAAUGGUAGAGCAUGGAUCAAGAAAAUGUAUUUCGGCGUUGUGUUGGGUUUCUUGCCUUUAUGCGAAUUGCAUCGCCAGUUUGGUUGUC
This is a messenger RNA of Mytilinidion resinicola, 1107 nucleotides long. RefSeq lists its product as uncharacterized. The record is from RefSeq and is a predicted model, not a curated record. The transcript has a single exon. The coding region runs from base 132 to 1016 and encodes 294 amino acids. Lineage: Eukaryota; Fungi; Ascomycota; Dothideomycetes; Mytilinidiales; Mytilinidiaceae.